This is a messenger RNA of Amborella trichopoda, 1825 nucleotides long. The record is from RefSeq and is a predicted model, not a curated record. NCBI's taxonomy places the organism in Eukaryota, Viridiplantae, Streptophyta, Magnoliopsida, Amborellales, Amborellaceae.
UCCUUUUCAACUUCUGUUUAUUGAGGUUUUUCUUUUUUUUUUUUUCCUCUUUCAGCAUUUGCCUUUCACAGAUUCAAAAACCAGAAUUAGAAUUUGGAGAGAGAGCGAAGAGAGAGAGAGAAUGGAGGGUCUGUGCUGUAUUGUUACUGGGGGAAGGGGAUUCGCUGCUCGGCAUUUGGUUUCUAUGCUUUUAGCAUCCCCCAAGUGGUCUCUAGUUCAAAUCGCUGAUCUCCCCACUUCUAUCCAAUUUGAUGAUGGAGAAGAGGACUCAAUUCUUGGCCAAUCCCUGCGAUCUCGAAGAGCCCUGUAUGUCUCCGUGGAUCUUUGUGAUAAAGCCCAAGUCCUUCAAGCUUGUCGAGGGGCAGAUGUUGUAUUCCAUAUGGCUGCUCCGAAUUCAUCAAUCAAUAAUUACCAGCUUCACUAUUCGGUCAAUGUUCAUGGUACAAAAAAUGUGAUUGAUGCCUGCGUUGAGUGUAAAGUAAAAAGGCUGAUUUAUACCAGCUCCCCCAGUGUGGUCUUUGAUGGCAUUCAUGGGAUACAUAAUGGGGAUGAGUCAUUGCCAUAUCCAGACCAGCACAAUGACAACUAUUCAGCAACUAAAGCAGAAGGAGAGGCACUUGUUUUGAAUGCAAAUGGAAAAGAAGGGCUUCUAACUUGUUGUAUUCGCCCUAGCGGCAUUUUUGGCCCUGGUGACAGACUUCUAGUUCCCUCUUUAGUGGCAUCUGCAAGGUCAGGAAAAUCUAAGUUCCUCAUUGGUGAUGGCAAUAACAUGUAUGAUUUUACGUAUGUCGAAAAUGUGGCACAUGCACAUAUAUGUGCAGAGCAAGCCCUACAUUCUCUAUGUGGUAGUGAGGAGACAGGAGCUGGGAAGGCAUAUUUUAUCACAAACAUGGAAGCCAUAAAAUUUUGGGAGUUGUCAUUGAUUCUGGAAGGGCUGGGUUAUGAAAGACCAAAAAUUAAGGUUCCUGCAUCUGUUGUGAUGCCAAUUGCACACAUAAUGGAGUGGAUGUAUGGGAAACUAGGUCGGUAUGGAAUGAGUGUACCUCAGGUGACACCUUCACGUGUCAGGCUUCUCACCUGUAAUAGAACUUUCAAUUGUUCAAGAGCUAAUACUCUGCACGUGCCACUUGAGGUUUGCCCUUCUCUGGUCUUGCAGGAAGGUCUGAAAAGGACAUUGGAGUCCUAUCCUAAUCUGAGAGCUGAGAAUAAAGCGGAAAGAACAUCAUCAAAGGCUUCUAUAUUAGUGGGAGAAGGAUGGGCUGCUGACAUAUUGCUGUGGAAAGAUGUGAAGCAGACACUGGGGAUUUUGCUGUCUUUCUUUCUCUUUUAUUUUUACUUUUUUCCCUCUGGAUCCACCUUCAUUACUGCUGUUUCGAAACUUUUUCUGGCGAUGACUGUUUUCUUAUUCAUCCAUGGCCUGUUGCCUUCAUCAGUAUUGGGCUACAAAAUAGAGAAACUUCAGGCAUCAUCAUUUCAUAGCUCGGAAGAGGUGACACGUCAAAUUGUUGCCUCCAUGGUUUGUACGUGGAAUUCGAUGGUGGGCAUUCUCAAGUCUCUUUCCCGGGGAAAGGAUUGGCUACUUUUCUUCAAGGUUGUCAUCAUCCUCUCAAUUCUCAACCUCAUGGGAAGAGUUUCAAUGCAGAGCCUACUUGGAACAGGUUCAUCUACAGUAUGAUCUACGCGUGGAUUAUGCCUUGUGAGCAUCAAGGGAAUGAGAUGGGUUGCUCUUUUGAGUUCUUGGAUCUUCUGUCUUUUUCCUCUGCCCUUUUUAUUCCGAAGUACCAGUUAUUUAUGCAGAUUGAAGUGUUAAAAAAAUAUUAUUUUU